This is a messenger RNA of Mobula hypostoma (lesser devil ray), 5904 nucleotides long. RefSeq names its product mucin-2-like. The transcript is spliced from 6 exons. Bases 1 to 5898 code for a protein of 1965 amino acids. NCBI's taxonomy places the organism in Eukaryota, Metazoa, Chordata, Chondrichthyes, Myliobatiformes, Myliobatidae. Gene Ontology annotation, molecular function: protein binding. The record is from RefSeq and is a predicted model, not a curated record.
AUGGAGUGCGGCGUCUGUUUAAACUUCAUCCUACUCCUCUUGGGGUCGGGCAUCUCCGGUCCGGAUCUGUCAGCUGGGUCGCCGGCCUCCCUGCACACCUGCUCCCCUCCUCCGGGCCUGCCGGUCGAUGUGAUGCUGGCCAUCGACGGCUCGGGCAGCGUGGGGCCGCACGAGUUCCGCCGGGCGACGGAGCUGCUCUCGGAGCUGGCCCGGCGGCUGACCGACGGGGUGUCCGGAGGACUGAGGGUGGGCCUCCUCCAGGUGGGCGAGCGGCCGGUGUUGGAGCUGCCGCUGGCGGCUGGUACCCUGCCCGGGAAGGCGCUCGACGCACUCCGGGACCUGCGGCAGUCGCUGGGCGACACCAACGCCGCGCAGGCGCUAAAUCUCGCCGCGAAGGAGUUCUCGGAGGCAGGGGCCACCGGAGAGGGGCUGAGGCUGCCCCGCGCCCGGGUGCUGAUCUGGGUGACGGACGGCCUGUCCUCGGAGCCAAUGGCGGUGGCCGGCGGACGGCUGCGGCGGGACGGGGUGCUGGUCUUCGUGGUGAGCACAGGCCGGCGCCGGGCCGGCGACCUCCGGGCGGUGGCCAGCCCGCCCGCCGGGCAGUUCCUCAUCCUGGCCGAGGCCGACGAGCUGCCGGCGGUGGCUGGGCGCAUCUGCCGCACACUGGCCGGGUUACUGGGCCCGGGCCGGCUGGAGUUCGUCCCGGUCGGCCCCCGUGCCGCGGCGCUGACCUGGCCGAAGUUCGCCGUCUCGCAGGACGACGCCUACCUGCUGGAGUUCGCCCCCGAGGGGGGGUCGCCGGGUGAGAGCUACCCCCGGCAGAGCCGCGUUCUCUCCUGGGAUGCCCGCUCCGUCACCGUCAGGGGGCUGCAGCCCGACACCCUCUACCGGUUCCGGCUCAGUGUCCGUGGACGGGGCUGGGGGCAGCUGGAAGCCGAGGGGAGAACCCCCAAAGAGGAGAACGGCCCCAUCGAGCUCUCUCUUUUCCCCCUCUCCCCCCACAGCCUGGGACUCGACUGGACCUCCAACCCGGACGGCGUCACCGGCUACGGGGUCAUCUACGGGCCGCUGGAGGGGCGGGGCGAGGUGCACACUCUCCGGCUCGACCGGACCCAGAAGGGGGUGCUGCUCGAGGGGCUGAGCCCGCAGACCGAGUACCUCGUCACCCUCUCCGCCUUGUACGCCUCGGGGCAGAAGCGGACCUUCGCCUUGCGGGGGCAAACCCUCCCAGAUGGACUGAAUACCACCGGAUUCCAGCUGCCUUGGGUUGCGGGAUCUUCCUAUGCCACCACCCCUGGGUGGACCGCUGACCUUUCCCGGACGCCGCCUCGGCCCGGCGCGCGGGGUUCCGAGCCCCGCGCCGUCACUCCAUCCUCGUCCCCGCCUGCCCCUGCCGGCCUGACACCCGCUCCCGUGGGGCCCGCGGCCAGGACGGGAGGGCCGCCAGACGCGGGGAGCGCGGCGCCCCGGCCGGAGCCCGCAGGCGUUGCUUCUGAAGACGCCCGCCGGGCUGGACGCCCGGCCACCCAGCCACCGGGGAUUGCUGGGCCUACCCGCCCCGUCGAUGAUUCAGGGGCGCAGACAGAUGUUCCAACCCGGCCGGUUGCGCACCCAGAUGUUGGGGCGACUCCAGAAACCAAAACGUUGGCAAUUCCAAAUGUCAGGUCCACGGGAACCCAUCCAGAUGUUGGUGCGACCCAGGAAACCAAAACAUCGGGAAUUCCAGAUGUCGUGUCCACGGGAAUCCAUCCCGAUCUUAGGGCAACUGCAGAAACCAAAACAUCGGGAAUUCCAGAUGUCAUGUCCACGGGAACCAAACCUGAUGUUAGGGCAAACCCAGAGACCAAAACAUCGGGAAUUCCAGAUGUCAUGUCCACGGGAAUCCAUCCAGAUGUUGGGGCGACCCAGGAAACCAAAACAUUGGGAAUUCCAGAUGUCGGAUCCACGGGAACCCAUCCAGAUGUUGGUGCGACCCAGGAAUCCAAAACAUUGGGAACUCCAGAUGUCGUGUCCACGGGAAUCCAUCCAGAUGUUGGGGAAACCCCAGAAUCCAAAACAUUGGGAGUGCCAGAUGUCGGGUCCACGGGAAUCCAUCCAGAUAUUAGGGCGACCAAGGAAACCAAAACAUUGGGAAUUCCAGAUAUCGUGUCCACGGGAAUCCAUCCAGAUGUUAGGGCAAUCCCAGAAACCAAAACAUUGGGAAUUCCAGAUGUCGUGUCCACGGGAAUCCAUCCAGAUGUUGGGGCGACCCAGGAAACAAAAACAUCGGGAAUUCCAGAUAUCGGGUCCACGGGAAUCCAUCCAGAUGUUAGGGCGACCAAGGAAACCAAAACAUUGGGAAUUCCAGAUAUCGUGUCCACCGGAAUCCAUCCAGAUGUUAGGGCAAUCCCAGAAACCAAAACAUUGGGAAUUCCAGAUGUCGUGUCCACGGGAAUCCAACUAGAUGUCAGGGCAACCCCAGAAACCAAAACAUUGGGAAUGCCAGAUGUCGGGUCCACGGGAAUCCAUCCAGAUGUUGGGGCGACCCAGGAAACCAAAACAUUGGGAAUUCCAGAUGUCGGAUCCACGGGAACCCAUCCAGAUGUUGGUGCGACCCAGGAAUCCAAAACAUUGGGAACUCCAGAUGUCGUGUCCACGGGAAUCCAUCCGGAUGUUGGGGAAACCCCAGAAUCCAAAACAUUGGGAGUGCUAGAUGUCGGGUCCACGGGAAUCCAUCCAGAUAUUAGGGCGACCAAGGAAACCAAAACAUUGGGAAUUCCAGAUAUCGUGUCCACGGGAAUCCAUCCAGAUGUUAGGGCAAUCCCAGAAACCAAAACAUUGGGAAUUCCAGAUGUCGUGUCCACGGGAAUCCAACUAGAUGUCAGGGCAACCCCAGAAACCAAAACAUUGGGAAUUCCAGAUAUCGGGUCCAAGGGAACCCAGCCAGAUGUUAGGACGACCCAGGAAACCAAAACAUCUGGAAUUCCAGAUGUCGGGUCCACGGGAAUCCAUCCAGAUGUUGGUGCGACCCAGGAAACCAAAACAUUGGGAUUUCCAGAUGUCGGGUCCACGGGAACACAAGCAGAUGUUGGGGCGACCCCAGAAACCAAAACAUUGGUAUUUCCAGAUGUCGGGUCCACGGGAAUCUAUCCAGAUGUUGGUGCGACCCAGGAAACCAGAACAUUGGGAAUUCCAGAUGUCGGGUCCACAGGAAUACAAGUAGAUGCUGGGGCGACGCAAGAAAUCAAAACAUUGGGAAUUCCAGAUGUCGGGUCCACGGGAACCCAGCCAGAUGUUGGUGCGACCCAGGAAACCAAAACAUUGCGAAUUCCAGAUGUCGCGUCCACGGGAAGCCAUCCAGAUGUUGGGGCGACACAAGAAACCAAAACAUUGGGAAUUGCAGAGGCCGGGUCUACAGAGAGUCGGUCAGAUGCCGGACGUACAGAAGGCCAACCAGCAGAACUUCCAGAGGCGACCACCCAACCAGCCGGGCAACCAGGUGCCGUCUCUCCAGAGGACCGUUCGGAUGUUUCACCGACUCUGCCAGCCGGGCCAACAGACGCGGGUCCGACAGAUCACCACGGACUGGGGAGCCCGGCUGUCGGAUCCACACAAUCCCAGCUAGCGGGGCCUUCAGGGGCCGGAGCUAGCCGACCAGCGGGAGAUCCAGACGUGCUUCCUACCCGGCCCACUGAACGUCCGGGCGUCAGCUCAACAGGCACCCGGCCAGAUGUUGCACACGCAGCAACCCAGCCCGCGCUGCGUCCAGAUGUUCCCACCCAGCCGUCCGGACGUCCAGCUGUUCACCCUGCGGCAACUCACUCUGGCGCCGGCUCUACAGGAACCCGCCCAGAUGUUCCUGUCCAACCGACCGGACACCCCGAUGCUGGAAUAACCCAAGCUGGGUCCAGAGGUGCUCCGUCUACCGGAAUCCACGGAUCGGGAAGUUCGGAUGGCAAGUCCACCGAUGCCCAAAGUUCGGGACAUGCGGAUAUCCGUCCCACGGAGGCACAAGAUUCGGAAAAUCCAGAUGUGAGGUCCACGGCGAGCCAGCCAACUGGGGAAGGCCGACCCGUCCCAACAGGCGCGCCUAUAGAAGUCCAAGGUGUCGGGUCUGCGGUAACCCUCCUGGUGACAUCUCCAACUGUUGGUCCGACCCAACCGGCUGGCCGCCCCGCCGUGGCCACUCCGGAGCCCCAGCCAGCCGCUGGGCCGACCGAGGCGGCGCUGCCAGAGGCUGGGACGGGAGAGGCCCGGAAACUGCGAGUGACCGACGCGGCGCCGAUAGUAGACCGACCAGCGACGCACGCAGACGUCGAACCUGUGCGACGGGUGGAACAUCCAGAUUUUGCGGCUGCGGAGACCCAGCCGGCGACGGCGUCGCACGUCGACCCUACGCGACCGGUGGGACGUCCGAAUUUCGGGUCUACAAAAACACCACUACCCGGGCCUACAGAUAGCCAAGGUGCAGAAGGCCCAUAUGUUGGAUCAACUGAAACUCAAUCAGUAGAGCAUCCAGAUGUUUCUACCCAGCCAGGAGAACGUCCAGAUAUUCGGUCUACGGAAGCUGACCAACGACAUAAUGGGUCCACAGAAUUUGGUCCCACAGCAACGCCAAGGGCGAAUAGUCAAGGUGACGGGCCUAGAGCGCCCCCCAGUCUCAAACCUACCGAAACUCCACCACUGCCCAAAGACGCGUCAACGCCGGGCCAGUCAGUGACGAAGCCAGAUCAUGGGUCGGGGGCAGCCCAAACCUCCGGGCCCGCAGAGGCCCAGCCGUUGCCGAGGGAUGGGCCCGGACAAGCCACCACUCCACGUCUCGGCUCCACGGAAGUGCGUCCAGGAGCUCGGUCCCGGGAGACCCAAACAGUGGCCUCUGCGGAUGCGGGAGGGCCGACCCCGGAGGCCGGGACGGCCGCCCAGCCGACCCCGGCCGGCUUCCCCUGCGACGCGCAACUCGGAGCCGGGACACCGGAGCCCGCAGACCGACGGUCCACGGAACCCCCCAGCGCGGAGGUCCGGCGCGCAGGGACGGAGCCAACGGAGAGCCCAGAUGCUAGGCCCAUCCGGAGAAGGCAAGGCCCGGACGGAGGGCCCACCCAGCGCACGGGGUCUCCGGGUGUUGUAUCCCGGCCGGCCGAAGAUCCAGAUGUGGGAGUCUCCCAGCCAUCGGGAGAUCCAAAAGUCAGGCCCACUGAUCUGGUGGCCAGCUCCAGCCAACCUGCGGGCAAUCCAGAUACUCGGCCCGGCGGAGCCCCACUGCCGGGGCAGCCGGAUGCCGAGACCCGAUCGGCGGAGCAGCGGGCAGCCGGGGGGACUGAGAUCUAUCCAGACGCUGGGGCCACCCAAACGCAGAGUGAGCCCGGGCCCGCCCCCGUCCAAGCAACGAAAGACCCACUCGCCCCGCCACCGGACGAUCCAGGUCUGGGAGCCGCCGGGACCCAGCCGGCGAGCGAUCCAGACGUCGGGCGCCCCGGGACGGUCACUCCGACCAGAGGGCCUCUCGGGUGGCAGGCAAAACGCGCUACCGCCCUUCCACCCUCGCCGUCCCUCGCUCCCUCCCCUCCGACCGGCACGGCCUCCCAGCGCACGGCGCCGCCCCGCCCCUCGGGGCUGCGGUUGACCGAGCUGGCGCCCACCUCCAUGGUGGCGUCGUGGACCCCGUCGCGGGGCCACGGCCGGGUCGAGGGCUACCUGCUGAGGCAGUCCGUGCAGGGCUCGGGCCAGUGGACGGAGGUGUGGCUGCCGCCCCGCAUUCACCGCGUCACCUUCCGACACCUGAAGAGGGGCAGCCGGCAGCAUGUCUGCCUCAGGACCCGCUACGCCCGCGGGGUCAGCCAGUCCGUCUGCGCCAGGGCACGGUUACCGUCAGGAAAGCCCCUAAUCUGGAACGCCUGCUCCCGCUUCUUCCGGCUCUGAGCUCGG